Messenger RNA from Puma concolor (puma), 1140 nucleotides. It is a transcript of the gene SLC25A40, whose product is annotated as solute carrier family 25 member 40. The record is from RefSeq and is a predicted model, not a curated record. NCBI's taxonomy places the organism in Eukaryota, Metazoa, Chordata, Mammalia, Carnivora, Felidae. Gene Ontology annotation, biological process: mitochondrial transmembrane transport. Gene Ontology annotation, cellular component: mitochondrion.
CGCUAGCCCUCCAGCUUCCUCCUUCACCAGAUUUUCAGCUACUGAUGUUACAAACAAAAUAUUGCAGCAUAGAGUUGAGGAAAAGACUUAAACCAGAUUUUUCUUUAGUCAGUUAAAAAUAUGGAUCCUGAGUCAGAGGGACCACAGAUUAUCAAAGUGACACCCCUUCAACAAAUGUUUGCCUCUUGUACUGGAGCUAUCCUGACAUCACUAAUGGUGACUCCUCUGGAUGUCGUUAAAAUUCGACUGCAAGCGCAAAGGAACCCAUUCUCCAAAGGAAAAUGUUUUGUAUAUAGUAAUGGACUUAUGGAUCAUCUAUGUGUUUGUGAAGAGGAAGGCAACAGAGCAUGGUAUAAGAAGCCAGGACGAUUCCAGGGUACAUUGGAUGCCUUUUUGAAAAUCAUUCGAAAUGAGGGCAUUAAAUCCCUGUGGAGUGGCCUUCCCCCUACUUUAGUGAUGGCAGUUCCUGCCACAGUCAUUUAUUUUACCUGCUAUGAUCAAUUAACUUAUUUUCUGAAAUCAAAAUUAGGAGAAAAUGAAAGUCAUAUACCAAUUGUUGCUGGAAUUGUUGCUAGAUUUGGUGCAGUAACUGUGAUAAGUCCAUUAGAAUUGAUUAGAACCAAGAUGCAAUCUAAGAAGUUUUCUUAUGAAGAAUUACAUCGAUUUAUCAGCAGGAAAGUGUCUGAAGAUGGUUGGAUUUCCCUUUGGAGGGGCUGGGCUCCUACUGUUCUUAGAGAUGUACCAUUCUCAGCACUGUACUGGUAUAACUAUGAAGUUUUAAAGAAGUGGCUGUGUGAGAAAUCUGGUUUAUAUAAACCAACAUUUAUGAUCCACUUUACUUCAGGGGCAUUGUCUGGUUCUAUUGCAGCUAUUGCAACUUUGCCGUUUGAUGUGGUAAAAACACAAAAGCAGACACAACUUUGGAUAGAUGAAUGUCAUAAAAUUUCUAUGCCUUUGCAUAUGUCAACGUGGACUAUCAUGAAGAACAUUGUUGCUAAGAAUGGGUUUGCAGGAUUAUUUACAGGCCUCAUUCCCCGUUUAAUUAAAAUUGCUCCUGCUUGUGCCAUUAUGAUCAGUACCUAUGAAUCUGGGAAGGCUUUUUUCCAGAUGCAAAAUGCCAGAAGACAACAAUACCAGUGA